This is a messenger RNA of Fusarium odoratissimum NRRL 54006, 627 nucleotides long. RefSeq lists its product as uncharacterized. The transcript has a single exon. The record is from RefSeq and is a predicted model, not a curated record. NCBI's taxonomy places the organism in Eukaryota, Fungi, Ascomycota, Sordariomycetes, Hypocreales, Nectriaceae. The coding region runs from base 1 to 627 and encodes 208 amino acids.
AUGGCUACCGACAAGACGAUGUCGUCACUUCCAAAGCCCUCUGCCCCUAUUGCCAUCCCGACCGGCCGAAACCGCGCCCGUACUGUCGACCACCUCCUUCGACAUCAUCCUCCCUCCCAUUCCCCAAUCCUUCUCCGAUCUCCGGGCCCUCAAAGCCACGCCGAUGCCGUCCCUCCCGAUCCUCGCAAGACCACCAACCCGAAAGACCCUCUUCGCUACGUCGACUCUCUGAAACUACAAGUCAUCCGCAACAAGCGCGGCGAAACUCUCGGCCUCAAAGUCGUCGACAUUAACUCCGUCAAACCUGAACGAGCAAACGUUUGUGCUCAUCUUCCUAUUGGCAAAGAAAACGCUGGUCUUGUGUUUGAUGUCGAGAGUGCCGAGGCGAUGAAGGAGUUGUACUCCAAGGCGUCAUUGACGAUGGCCUCGGACAGGAUCAUGGGGAUUCUUUUUGCGCCGCCGCGGCCUGAUGCUGGUGGCAUUGCCAGGGAUGCGGAUUGGUCUUUUUUGGAUGAUGAUGUUGGAGGGGGAGAUGCGAAGGAUGAGAAUGAGGAUAGGGAUCGGGAUCAGCUAGGUGCUGAUUUUCAGAUUCCUUUGCUGUUGGGGGGUCUUGAUCUUGAUGAUUGA